UGUUAACUUUGUCAUUUGAAUAUGUAUGAAGCAGAGCAAUUGUAAAAGUUUCAUUAUCUAAAAUUUUCAUAUGUAAAUACAGGAUUCUAAUUGCUCGACUCUGGAGGCUGCUUUGCUGGCUAUAAUUUAGUUGCUUUAGAUUAUUGGGCGUCAAUUUUUAAGCUUUGCCAAGGGCUCUUUUUACAAGUUAUGAUGACCACUUUGCCUGGAGAGAAAUGGGAAGGUUUGGUUUCAAAUGAGAUUUAGAAUAGGUAAAAAGAACUAAACUUUGUAAUUGUGGUAAAAGGGUCUUUUGCUUAGAAUUUGAAGGAGAGAAAUUUGGAUGGGAUAUUGAAAGUGGGGUUAACUGGAAUAGCAAUAUGGUAAAAUUUUGUGGUGGGGUUGAUGAUGAUGAUGAUGAUAUAGAGUCGUUGUUGGUAAACAAGAGUUCAGAUUCAGAAGGGGGAGAAGAUACUGGAGACAGAGUAGUCGAUAUAGUGAAGCUUAAGAAGAAUGCUAGGAAGCCUCCCAAGCCGCCAAGACCUCCUAAAGGUCCAUUAAUAUUGGACGCUGCAGAUAGGAAGUUGGUUAGGGAGCUGGCCGAGCUUGCCAUGAGAAAGCGUGCAAGAGUUGAACGCAUUAAGGCACUGAAGAAGAUGAAAGCAGCCAAGGCGUUAUCUUUGAACAGCGGCCUAUCUGCCAUGGUCAUCACACUUAUCUUCUUCCUCGUUAUAACUUUUCAAGGAUUCAGCUCCAGAAGCAGUGCAAGUGUGAGGUUACAUGGUUCUCCUGAGCUAGCAGUGGCCGCAAGUGAAAGUUUAAUUUCAGUUCAGUAUUACAAGGACUCUUUUGCCUAUGAAAGCAAUGGACCUGGUUCCGGCUCUCUCAGUUUUGCAGAAGAGCAAGUUUCUGGUUCACUUCCAUGGGAAGAAGUGGGUGAAAUUGCUAGAUGAUACGAGGUCAUUGAAGACGUGACCAUGUAAGUGCUCGUAUCCAGGGUAUCAUGGCAGCUCAUUGGGACUUUAUUUUUUUCCCUUUUCAAAUUAACUUUGAGGCUGUGCCUGACUAUGUUGGCUUCUGACUUCUGUAUAUAUGCAUAUGUUAGAAAGCUCCGGUAGAUGUUAGUAGAA
Molecule: messenger RNA, 1109 nt
Organism: Alnus glutinosa
Lineage: Eukaryota; Viridiplantae; Streptophyta; Magnoliopsida; Fagales; Betulaceae
Exons: 3
Coding region: 360-932 (190 amino acids)
Source: RefSeq, a predicted model, not a curated record